Molecule: messenger RNA, 562 nt
Organism: Ctenocephalides felis (cat flea)
Lineage: Eukaryota; Metazoa; Arthropoda; Insecta; Siphonaptera; Pulicidae
Product: NF-kappa-B inhibitor-interacting Ras-like protein
Biological process (GO): canonical NF-kappaB signal transduction
Molecular function (GO): GTP binding; GTPase activity
Source: RefSeq, a predicted model, not a curated record
ACAAUUCAUUCGACAGUAGAAGAUACUUAUAUUGCCAGUAUUGAUACAGGACGAGGUCCAAGAGAAACACUUAGAAUAUUUGACACUGCAGGAAUCCAAUCCUCAAGUCAAAUACCGAAACAUUAUCUUUUGUUUCCUGAUGCAUAUGUAUUGGUAUACGAUCCUAGCCACCCUGAAAGCUUUGACAUCAUUGCAAGUAUAAAAAGUGAAAUUGACAAAAAUAAAGAUAAAAAAGAGGUGGUGAUAACAGUUUUAUCAAAUAUGCAUACCUCAUCAAUUCAACCAAAUGAUACAACAAAUUCCAAUUCACCUAAUAAAAGUGAAAAACUGCCAGCCCAUGUAGAAACUGUUAUAACAAAAGCUAAUACUUGGUCUGCAAAAGAAAGAGUAAGACAUUGUGUUGUGAAUGCCAUGCAAAGGAGUACUCUAUAUGAUCCAUUUAUUAAUUUAGCUAUAAAACUAUAUCCUCCAACAAACAAAAGUACAUUUCCACUUGGAAAACUAUCAAAAGUAAAAAUUGAUUCUCAUAGCUGAUUAAAUGAAAUUAUUUGUUCACCUUAUA